Rubroshorea leprosula is the source of this 448-nucleotide messenger RNA. Lineage: Eukaryota; Viridiplantae; Streptophyta; Magnoliopsida; Malvales; Dipterocarpaceae. The record is from the annotation of a GenBank genome assembly.
UAUAUAAAUUCAGCUAAUCACAUUGACUGUUUGAUCUUGGUUCUUAGAUGACAACAAAGCUAUAUCCUUCAGAAUUUGUAGUCUUUGGUGUGUAUUCGUUGUGUCUGUGGAUGUUUUCCAUUAUGAUUGACUCGAUUCGAUUCCUUCUUUGGUUUGUUUUCCUGUUAUGUUUGUUGAAUCCACUUGCUUAUGUAUUUAGAGUCGAGAAAGUGUCUCAAAGUCAUCACUACUUCGAUGUACCAUGUAAGUGAAAAAUGCAAAGGAAUUUCAUACACUAGUAAUGCGUGCAAUAAUAGUCAUGUUAAAAAUACAAGGAAUUUCAUCAUGCAAUACAUUAUGAGUAUAAUGUAAAAAAUACAAUAUUCUUUCCCAUCCCCCUGGGAAUUUUUGUGGCUCUACUUUGCACCCAGCCAUGUUCGGUGUUACUGACUAAAUUUUGAACGAGUUG